AUGAUAAAGAGGGAAGCUCGCAACAAACCAGCAGAUGGCAGCGGUCACAUCGCUCAGAAGCAAGCUGGUCAAAGAACUCCGACACACGGACCUAAGAAUACAGGCCCUAAGACGCCGUGCAAGCCUGGUCAGAAACCAGCAGUGGCACAAAAGGGACAGCCUAUUAAGCAAGCCCCAGCUAAGGUAGCCGCAGCUGCUGUAACGAAAAAUACCAAGAAAACCAAGAAGGGGAAGCAUCAUCAACACGACCUAAUAGUGACGAUAAAUUUGGUAAGAUAUUGA
Diabrotica virgifera virgifera (western corn rootworm) is the source of this 282-nucleotide messenger RNA. RefSeq lists its product as uncharacterized. NCBI's taxonomy places the organism in Eukaryota, Metazoa, Arthropoda, Insecta, Coleoptera, Chrysomelidae. The record is from RefSeq and is a predicted model, not a curated record. The transcript is spliced from 2 exons. Bases 1 to 282 code for a protein of 93 amino acids.